UCCGAAAGGAUUCUCCGACCCAAAUCCCAAACCUGACCGCCGACACCACGUCUGAGAAUAACAUUUUGCGGGGAGGAAAAACAAAAAAAAAUGUUGUGAUAUGGUGACCCCGUGACCUUGUGACCCCGUGACCCUGAUACCCCACAGAGGGCCCACCUGGGUGGCAGGGGCCCCAUGGGGGGGGUCAUCACCCCCCCCAUCGCCACCCCUGAGUCCGAUCGAUCUCCGUCGCCGUCCGUGGGAGGCCUCCACAACCUACGGCUGCCCGACUUCACCUUCCUCACCGUGCUCGGCAAAGGCAGUUUCGGCAAGGUGAUGCUGGCGGAGCGCAAGGGCACCGAGGAGCUGUACGCCAUCAAGAUCCUGAAGAAGGACAUCGUGAUACAGGACGACGAUGUGGAGUGCACGCUGGUGGAGAAGCGCGUGCUGGCGCUGUCCGACAAGCCGCCCUUCCUCACCCAGCUGCACUCCUGCUUUCAGACCGUGGACCGGCUAUACUUCGUGAUGGAGUACAUCACGGGGGGUGACCUCAUGUUCCAGAUCCAGCAGCUGAGCAAGUUCAAGGAGCCGCACGCAGUGUUCUAUGCAGGAGAGAUCGCGAUCGGCCUUUUCUACCUCCACAGCAAACGCAUCAUUUACAGGGACCUGAAGCUAGAUAACGUGAUGCUGGAUGCCGAGGGGCACAUCAAGAUCGCCGACUUUGGGAUGUGCAAGGAGAACAUGGGGGACGGCGCCACCACGCGCACCUUCUGCGGCACACCCGACUACAUCGCGCCCGAGAUCAUCGCGUAUCAGCCUUACGGGAAGUCCGUGGACUGGUGGGCGUUUGGAGUUCUUCUGUACGAGAUGCUGGCUGGACAGCCGCCGUUUGACGGGGAGGACGAGGAGGAGCUGUUCCAGUCCAUCAUGGAGCACAGCGUCUCCUACCCCAAGGCCAUGUCCCGCGAGGCGGUGUCCAUCUGCAAAGGGUUCAUGACGAAGCACCCUGGCAAGCGGCUGGGCUGCGGGGCGGACGGCGAGAGAGACGUGCGCGAGCACGUGUUCUUCCGUCGCAUCGACUGGGAGCGCCUGCAGAGACGCGAGGUGCAGCCGCCGUUCCGGCCCAAGGCGGCCGGGAGGAACGCGGAGAACUUCGACAAGUUCUUCACCAAGACGGCGCCCAUGCUCACCCCGCCGGACGACACGGUCAUCUCCACGAUCGACCAGGCUGACUUCCAGGACUUCUCCUGCCUCAACUCCAACUUCGUCUACCAGCCCUGCGCCUGACCCCUCUAGGCCUUCUGGAUCAUCCGUCCACCCACCCACCCACCCACCCGUUUCACCCGUUCAUUCACGUGUCCAUUCGCUCGUCCGUCGAUUCAUCCAUCAAAUUAUCCUUCAAGUCUGUCCAUUUAGUCAUCUUCCUAUCUAUCCAUCAACGGAUUCAUCCAUUCCUCGCGUUAUAUCAUUUAUACCAUCCACUCAUUCAUUCGUGUAUUAAUUCACUCAUCCAUUGAUCUCCCCACCCCUAGACUAGCCCAUCCCACCCAUCCAUUCUUCACUCGAGCAUGCUCCCAUCCACCCAUAACUGUAAAAAAAAUAUGUUUUUGACAUUUAUACGGCGUUUCUCAAAUGCCUCGGCAACUCAAAGCGCCUUACGUCGGUCGCAUCUCAUCGAUUCGAAGGGCGCCCCCAACGGCAGCUGCCCCUGCGUGGCACAAGACGACCACUCAGCAGCGGCCUGCAAAAGACCCGCCCCUCCCCCUCCCCCCUUCGAAUGCCCAAUCCUUGACACGUCCUUAGACCAUGCACCCCUCCCCCCCCUCUGCCUGGGAGCCCUGUGGAAGAUGCAUCCCAAAAGACGAGCAGCUCUUAGCCUUGCAGCUGCCCCAUGUUUUUUUUUUUAAUGAUUUGUCGGGCACGUGACCUCUGCAGUCCAGCGACGUCACCGCACAGCACGCAAACAUUCCAUGGUGCAUCGCGAUCCGGGGGAGGGAGGGAGGGAGGGAGGCUCGGGGCAGCGGGGGUAGUGGUGGGUGGGGUGGGGGCACGAUCCGAUCGGACGAGUCGACUCGUUUCGUUUGUUUAUUUUUCGCCCGGUCUUUGUCCGCGCCACCCGUUGCCCUAAAAUUGUUCCCACCCUUUCGUGACGCCCGUGCGUGCGAUCUGCAUAUCGUUGGCAUGGAGUUACAUUUGACCUCAGGCCAGCUGUUUGGGCUGGGGAAAUCCUUUGAGGACCAGCAACAAGAGUCGGUCCAGAUCGGUCACGGGGGGAGCGGAGAGGUUUUCCAAAAAAGUUGACGUCACUGAUGCCACCGUCAUCACUGACGUCAUCAUCGUCGUCAUCAACGUUCAUCGAUGACGCUCGUCCACGUGCACAACACGUGGACGCCCCCCCCCCCGCGCCCCCUCCCGCCUGUCGCUAUGCCGGUGGCUCUAGCGGUCUCCUCGAAGGGGGAAUUUAAAGUCUUUGUUGUUGUUACUGUUACAUCGAAUGAGUUUCAAACUCGCGUGGGACAGAAUAGAUGGGGCGGUCACGCGAUACAACACGCGGUUCGGUUUCUGGGCCAGGCUUGGGGUCAAUUAUAAAGGCCGCCACGGUGACGAAAUGUUAACUACCUCGCCUGGUGUGCAGGAGGUCGUGGGUUUGAUCCCGGCCCUGACGCCUGCUGCUGUAUAUUUGGAGUUUGCGGUGUCUGUCUCCACGUGGAUUUUUCUCCGGGUCCUCCGGUGUGUCCCUCCACAUUUCGAAUCAACAUCGCACGUUUAGAGUAUUUGGCUGCUAUAAAUAUCAACGUGAUGGGCCACUUCGUUGAGCUGUCAUUUGUGGCCAAGUAGCUUCUGAAAAAGAGCUGUAUAGCUCAGUGGGCCUUACCUGGUAAAAUAAAAAAUAGUUUAGUUUAUAACUGAAAAUGCGUAAUUGCAAUAUGAUUCAGAUUUUUUUUUAAUCUAACGGCCGGGUCCACGCACGAGCGAUGAUAAGUUGCAUGCAACUGAAUCACUUCUACGUGGACAGCCGGGUUCGCGAGUGGUUGCACAACCGGUUGCUCAGAGUAGAGGAGACCAGAACUCCUCGACUUUCAGGCGUCGAUCUGUUCCGCGGGUUUUGCAGCGACGCGUUUUUCGGCGCCGCGUGACAACGUUCGCGGGCUGCGAUUGGUUGUUGCGAUGCUGCAAAACCGCUCGCUCAGACGUGGACAAAGCAGUUGCGGGCGACGAUCGAGUUGCGCGGAGUGGAGAGCGAUUUGGUUGCUCGGGUGCGUGUGGACCUGGCGUAGCGGUACCGUGAGUGGACUGAUUAUUCACUGGUCAACAAAAAAAAAACUUUUUUUUCUGGCCUGGACUUUUGCAGCUGUUUUAGACUAAUUUCAGAGUGCUGAUUCCAAAUCUGAUCUUAGAUUUGCUCUAUCACAUCUCAUUUUUAUGCUAUCGGCAUACCACAUUUUCAUUGAUUUUAGCCGAAAUUAACUCUGUCACUUACGAUUGCAAGUUGUUGCGAGUCAGUGACUGAUUUAGUGUUAAAUAUGGUGCUGUAUUUUUAGGAUAGUGUGUUUAUAAUAUAAUUUUAUGUAGAUAUCCAUAUUUAUUUAAUAUUUUUCUUCUGCAGUUUUUAUUGAAAAUACAAUAUUUGAUAUCUCAAAAACCUGAUGUGAUAGACAAAAACUGAUGCCAGAUUUGGAAUCAGCACCCCAUACGUACCUUAUGACCGUUGGAAUACCUUAUGCCAGAAAAAAGUGUGUUGACCAGUGUAUAAUCGACCCAAGGAUUCUGUGUUUGGGCUCAGAAUAUCCUGCCAGGAGGAGAGUAUGUGGAGAUUAAGUGAUGGGGGUCCAAAAGACGUCAACAGAUUUUCAACGACGUCGUCGUCAUGACCAUAAUCGACGUUCCUCAGUACCUCUUCGUCGAUUUGUCGAUGUCGAAAUUGAAGAUGUUUGAAGGAAGAAAAACUAAAAAAAAGAGUUAAAGACAAGGGUACAGCAAAAACGACGAAUUUCAACAAACAGUUAAUUAGGCAUGUGACGACGCAGCGAUUGAUCGAUCACCAUCGAUUGUUAUCGAUUCUCACGCUGGCGCGAUACACUCGAUAUUUCCCGCAACACUGCUGUAACAGCCUGGCUUUGAGUAAUGGAAUUAUCGGCGUAAGGCACUACCACUAGAGUAAAAGGCACACUUAUCCGUAAUCAUCCUUUAUUAUUAUUAUUGCACUCUGUAAUAAUACUCUUAUGUUGCGAAGAGGUUUAGUUUAAAACAAAAAUGUUACCAAACCACGCAACUUCGAUACGUGCAUGGACCGGCUCACCUACCGUGGUGGAGUACAGAGCAAGGCGAGAUGGAUGUGACUGGCUUCCAAAAUAGUUUCCUGGAUUCGCGGUCGUCCAGGAUUGGCCCGUGAUGUUUCGGGAUCACUCCCGUUCGGGACGAAACGAAAUCCGUGGCUAGCUAAGGUAGGCCCAGAAUGUUGUCCGCCCCAAUAUAUCUGGACGGAUGUGAAGAGACAGUCACCCACAUUGCGCGGCUGGGGCCCCCAUCAGACCGAUCAUACUUCAGCACGCUGGUCAGCGUGCGAGAAUCGAUUCCUUGGUACGUAAAUUUCGAUUUAAAGCUUUCGUGACUGCAGGGAUUCAUCUUCUUGGUUCUUUCGGUAAAGUCACGUAGAAGGAAAAUAAUAAAAUAAUAAAAAUAAAACAU
Molecule: messenger RNA, 4668 nt
Organism: Lethenteron reissneri (Far Eastern brook lamprey)
Lineage: Eukaryota; Metazoa; Chordata; Hyperoartia; Petromyzontiformes; Petromyzontidae
Product: protein kinase C alpha type-like
Biological process (GO): protein phosphorylation
Molecular function (GO): protein serine/threonine kinase activity; ATP binding
Source: RefSeq, a predicted model, not a curated record